This is a messenger RNA of Melampsora larici-populina 98AG31, 1098 nucleotides long. RefSeq lists its product as uncharacterized. The record is from RefSeq and is a predicted model, not a curated record. Bases 1 to 1098 code for a protein of 365 amino acids. The transcript is spliced from 4 exons. NCBI's taxonomy places the organism in Eukaryota, Fungi, Basidiomycota, Pucciniomycetes, Pucciniales, Melampsoraceae.
AUGUCAAACCCAGAGAGCAUUGAUCAGUUUAAUACAUCCGUGAAGAGAAGUAGUGAUAGACUUCGUGGAGGAUCUGCGACCCCACAAGAUUCCCAAUCAGCCGAAUUACCAAGUGAUACCAUCUCGGCUACCGAUGCAAAUGCCGACAAGUUGAGCGCAGGACAAGGUCGAAAGGGGAAGAGUGCCGCCGCUAAGAAAGGUCCAGCAAACGCAGGGAAUCAAGCGGCUUUACCCGGAUCUCAGUUGCCUGGUCAGAACCCUCACUCAUCGUCCGCUCCCGCUACCGCAUUGACCGGUGAUGCCCCUCCGACUAAUGGGAAUGGUACCACGGCAACUUCCGUCUCUGGAACCCAAGUCACGUCCAUCCCUGCGACGGAGAGACCUCCUACUACUAAGGCCGUCACAGUGCCUGUGCCUGGCAGUAUUGCUAGUUCGACACUACUGAUUGCGAAAGAGGUGAUUAAUGCGAACAAGGUUAAAGACGCUCAGUUACCACCAACUGCCGAACAAGCUGCAGCAAUUGUGGAGAGAGCCAGUGGUGUCCUGUCGCGGAUAGAUGAAUGCUUGCCGGAAGCCAUCAAGUCCUGGUUGAACUCGAAAGGAUUUGCCUUGGUCACAAUGGCCCCUGGAGGAUCUAGUACCGGAGUGGGUGGAGUUAACGCCUUAGAUACACCUGUCGAAAGUUGUAGCACCCUUGCUCCGUCGAACGCUGCUGGCCUUCCUGCCUCCGGACAUUCCGCGACUCCUCGAUCUUGUGAUGAUAGGAACGGUAUCACGCCUAAACCAUCUUCUACCUCAUCAGUGAAGCGCGCCCUCGAGUGGCCUGGAGAUGUUGAGGAGACUCAUGCCCAGGUCGAAGUCAAUACUACGCUCACUACAGACGCCCCGAAUUUAGGAACCAUGCUUUCCGAGGCCGUCGGGGCAGCUGGAACGGGAAUCAAGGUGCUAGAGAUUGCAGCCCCAACCGUCGAAGAUUUAACGGAAAUGGUGAGACUUACCGUCGUGAGGAGAGACGUGGCCGUGGUGAUGACCGUGAUGGUGCGGGCCCUGCGGGGAAGGCAAACGCGUAGUAAUGCAGUCGCGUCCCUUUGGAGUUAG